This is a messenger RNA of Pocillopora damicornis (cauliflower coral), 972 nucleotides long. Its product is annotated as cyclic GMP-AMP synthase-like receptor 1. Lineage: Eukaryota; Metazoa; Cnidaria; Anthozoa; Scleractinia; Pocilloporidae. The record is from RefSeq and is a predicted model, not a curated record.
AUGAAUAGGCCGCCCGACGUUCUGCGGGCCUUCGACAGAUGUCCACCGAUCGUCAGAAACAUUAUUGAUUACGUUGAGCGGUAUUUUGGAUCCUUUUUUAUCAUCCCAUGUGGGAGUUCUUUCGAAGGAACUCAAGUAGAUGCGUCAGCAGACAUUGAUUUGAUGCUGAUUUUACCAAUCAGAUAUUUUCAACUGUUUCCUAUUCCAUUCUCAGAAUUCAAAACAUUUGACAUUUUGGGGAGAGGCUAUGUAGUGAAUUCAAGACAAUAUUUUGAGACAAUAUUAACUCCGGUGUUAAAAUUCAAUUCCAGACAUUAUGGUGAUGUUGUUGUUGUCGAGGUACAUGGUCCAGCAGUAACCCUGAAAAUAACUACUCCAAAUGGAAGACAUAUUUCUGUGGACUUGACUUUGGCUAUCCGAGUUCAGUGGCCUGUUGUUGCUAAGGAAUGGACCACGAGGCCUCGAGUUUGGCCAGAUCAGAACCAUUUACAACUAAUAGUUUUUCAAGAUGGAUGUCAUUUAGUUGCAAAGAGACCUACCGGUCCUGAACACUUUAAAGAUUUCUGCUGGAAGUUCAGCUUUUCAGCUGCUGAGAUGAGACUGUUUAACUUGGGAGGUAUUGCAGAUGGAAAUCAAAAUUGUUUAAGGCAGGUUUUACGGAAACUGAAAACAUUUGGGCCUUACCUGAAGCCCUUGUCUUCAUACCAUUUCAAAACAAUCUGCUUUUACCUACGUGAGAUGACACAUUCCUUCUUGUGGAGAUAUGAUUAUUGUGAGGAAAGGCUUAAGAACGUACUUUUAAUGCUUGAGAAUUUUUUGAAAGUUCAGUCUUGUCCGAAUUUUUUUAUCAAAACUUUUAACUUGUUUGAAGAAUUUAGCCCCUUAAUAUGUUGUGACUUAUUUAACAAAGUAAGAGCUCUCAGAAUGUAUGGAAAUGUUAUCCAAGCACCUGGAGGAGUAUUAAUCUGUUGA